UGGUGGUUAAAGCCCAGCUGUUUCAUGUAAACGAAUUUGGAAUGUUUGCCGGGCGUAGCUUCUAGAAACAAAUAUAGUUUAUGUUCGUUGAUCAAGUUGAAGUUCUUUGGAGAGUCUAUAUCAAAAUUUCAGUAAUUUGAUAAUAGCAAUAAAUCGUAAAAGAUGCCACAGGCAAGAAGAAAAACUCCUUUUAGUACUAAAGCUAAAAAGCAACAAUUACAAGCUCGAAAGCAGAGAAAAACUCACGUUUUAUUGAAUUCUCAACGUAAAGAUCAAGAUGAUGAUGAAAAUGCUUUUACCUCAGAGUUUGGUGGUCCUGGCAUUAAAAAAAUCAAUAAACAACCAUGUGAUAAUACAGGAAACAAAGGUAAAUACGCUUUGCAAUUUUUCCAAGAGUCGCAGUUGGAACUUAAAAAGCGUAAGGAACAAGCUUUGGAGCCAGUCACUGUGAAAACAAUUGAGGAGCAAGAAAUUUCAGAUGACUACUUUCCUGAAGGUAUUGAUAUGCCGAAACGCCCUGCAUGGGAUUUCAGUAUGAGUAAAGAAGAAUUAGAUAUGAGAGAGCAAAAGUAUUUCACAGAGUAUUUAAAAAGUAUGGAAGACUUAGCUGAUGUAAGCUACUUUGAAUUGAAUCUUGAAACUUGGAGACAGUUAUGGAGAGUUAUUGAAAUUACAGAUAUAUUAUUAAUUAUUGUUGAUAUCAGAUAUCCCGUUAUGAUGUUUCCGCCUUACUUAUAUAAGUAUAUAACUGACGACUUGGGCAAAGAUAUGAUUUUAAUUCUUAACAAAGUUGAUUUGGCUCCGGCACCACUGGUUGUUGCUUGGCAGCAUUAUUUCCAAACAAAAUAUCCAAAACUUCACAUUUUAGUAUUUACAUCUUUUCCAACAUAUAAUGUCAGACAGACUGACAAUAAUGAAGAUAAAAAGUUAAAGUCAAGAAGGAGAAGAGGUAAACUAAAGAUGUCAGCUGAAGGAGCUCAAAAAAUUAUGGAAAAAUGCAAAGAAAUUGUUGAUGGUCAAGUAGAUCUAACCAGUUGGCACAAUAAAAUUCAAGAAGAAAUGCAUUUGGAAUAUGAUAUGGAUAUGGAAGAAAUUGAUAGAAAAGAAAAUGUUACAGUUGAGAAGAAAGAUACUGGAUAUUGUGUGCGUGAAAAAUAUAAAAAUGGAGUCUUAUCAAUAGGAUGUGUUGGUACACCAAAUGUAGGAAAAUCAUCUCUCAUAAAUGCAUUAAUGGGAAAAAAAGUUGUUAGUGUAUCUCGAACCCCGGGUCAUACCAAACAUUUUCAAACAAUUUAUCUAACCAAAAACGUUUGUCUUUGUGAUUGUCCUGGUCUGGUAUUUCCAUCAACGGUUCCCAAACCCUUUCAAAUACUCAUGGGUUCAUUUCCAAUUGCUCAAGUUCGCGAGCCGUACUCAACAAUCAAGUUCAUUGCCGAAAGAAUAGAUUUACCGAAACUUCUUAAACUCCAUCACGAAGACGACGAUUUUGUGGAUGGUGAAGAAAUUUGGUCAGCCAUGGACAUUUGUGACAGCUGGGCAGCUAAAAGAAAUUUCCGUACCGCAAAAGCAGCUCGUUUGGAUUCUUAUCGAGCUGCAAAUAAUUUACUCAGAAUGACAUUAGAAGGGAAGAUUUGCGUUUUGGCUUAUCCACCAAAAUGGUCAAAAGAACAAAAAACCUGGGAAACUCAUCCGGAUGUUGAAAUCGUUCAAUGGAUUCAAGCGCGAAUGCGCACGGAAGAAGAUCAUUAUUAUCAGGAAAAGCUCGAUUCUCUUUCAGAAUCCGACGAAGAUGAUGCCGAGACAAACGAAGAACAAGAAACAUCCGAAAAAGAUAACUCAGGUGACUCUAAAGACGAAUCAUCCGAUGAGGAAGAAAUCGCACCUAAGUGGGAAAACAAAUUUCAACUGCUAGACGAAGAAAUGUAAUAUCUUAAGAACGCAUCCAUUUUUUCUGUUAUUCACACUGUAGCUUUGUUUUUAUUAUGAUUCAAAAUACUGUAUUUAUCUUUCGUAAAAUAU
Molecule: messenger RNA, 2019 nt
Organism: Trichogramma pretiosum
Lineage: Eukaryota; Metazoa; Arthropoda; Insecta; Hymenoptera; Trichogrammatidae
Gene: Ns4
Product: guanine nucleotide-binding protein-like 1
Exons: 5
Coding region: 163-1926 (587 amino acids)
Molecular function (GO): GTPase activity; GTP binding
Source: RefSeq, a predicted model, not a curated record